GGCUUUGUGACGAUGUUUGCUGCACUGGGGAUUGCAGGUUCUACCCCGUCAUGCUAUACUGGAGUAAAUGGGAGUCCUCCUCUCUGUUCCACAUGCAAUGGGACAUGUUUGCAAAGUUCUGGGUGCACAUGCUCAAAUUCCACAUCAUGUCUACCUGAUGCAAGAUUUUGCUCCCUAAAUUCCUCUUCUUGUUGUCUCCCAAACCUUUCCUGGAAUCCAGACUUGGCCUGCUGCACAGCGGAUCCAUACUGUAUUUCAGCAUGCCUUGCAGAUGAAGUCUGUCAAUAUGUCAAUCAGACAGCAGUUUGUGUCGCUAACGCAACUUACUAUAAGGCUCUGGGUCUGAAUGUACAAAAUACAACCUCUUCUGUGGCGUGUAAAGGUUCAAACAUGACAAUUUCUGUCAGUAAGAAUUUGCUGGAGAUCCUGCACUACAAGCCAUCUGCAUCCACUUUGUUGCAGUCCAACUGUUCUGGAGCCAAUGAAAGUAUUCUGCAAGGGCAGCGUAUGUAUUCACUGACUGUGCAGACCGGUGGCGGUAUCUGUGGCAGUAGUAUGGUGAAAAACGCAACUCAUGUGUCUUACACGAAUGCUAUUAUCGUCCCCGGAAACACUGAUAAUGGACUUGUUACAGUCAGCGAGCUCAGUGUUGCAUUCACUUGCACAUACAAUAUUUCAAUGUGGAUAUCUUUAUUUACAGUAUUUAAACCAGUUUUAGACACACAGAACCUGGAUGCUGGAGGAACUAAUGGUGAUGGCCUCACAUCACUUGCAGCUUAUUCCAACCCAUCGUACACUAAUCCUAUGCUGCAAUCAGAACAACAAGACCUGCAGAUAGGAUCAACUCUUUAUUUUGGAAUGAGCACUCAGUUCCCUGACCCUGCUUUUGUUUUGCGGAUUGACCAAUGCUUUGCUACCCCAACCAGUGAUGGUUCUGGCUCCAUUAAAAUACAGCUGAUUCAAGGAGGUUGUGCUGUAAACAGUGGACCAUAUACCGAAGUGCUUGAGAAUGGUAAAUCCAAAGAAGUCCGCUUUAGCAUAAGCUCUUUCUCCUUCAGGGAUUAUAACACUGUCUACAUAUUCUGUGAUGCUCGGUUGUGUAGCCAAGAAUCUGGAAAAUGCUCAUCAUGUGCAGGAUCUCGUGAUGUUUUAGAAGAGUCUAAACAGUUCUCUCUAGGUCCUUUCACAUUUAUUGAUCCUGUGGAUAAUUCUGCUGUCUCCCAUAAAGGUCUGCCUUUUACUGUACUCGUGGCCAGCCUUCUGAGUGCUUGGAUACUGCUUAUGUCUGAGUUUUGA
Molecule: messenger RNA, 1296 nt
Organism: Nanorana parkeri
Lineage: Eukaryota; Metazoa; Chordata; Amphibia; Anura; Dicroglossidae
Product: uromodulin-like
Exons: 11
Coding region: 13-1296 (427 amino acids)
Cellular component (GO): cell surface
Source: RefSeq, a predicted model, not a curated record